AGAUGAUGGUGUCAUUGUUACUGACUGUUCUCCUCUGGUCUCUGGUGGAGGUCCACUCUCAGAGCUUUCCUUAUGUGUCCUUCAUGGACCAGACUCUGGUCAACCAUUCCUAUGUGGACCUCAGUCAAGUGGGGAGACCUGAUGCUGGUGGUGGUGGUGAAGGUGUUCAGUGUAUCACUGACCUGGCCACAUGUUGUACUAGUACUGAUGGUCCUCAUCGUGGAGACUGGUAUUUCCCUGAUGGAACUAGACUGCCUUUCCCUGCAUUUAAUGUUGAUACCUAUGAGGCUCGUGUAUCUCAGGGAGUUGACUUACGUCGUAACAUUGGUAUUAACUCACCAACUGCUGGUAUCUAUCGCUGUGAUGUUCCAACUAUUGCUGUCAAUGAUGAUACUGACACCUCAGUGAGAGACACACCAGUCUAUGUGGGACUGUAUACUGCCAUUGGAGGAACUGUUUCAAUAUAUGGAUUGACAUUUGACCCUGACCAGCUGACCCUCACCUGUAUCUCCACUGGUGGACCUGCUACCACUGUCACUUGGACCAGAGACUCCACCACUAUCACCCAAGGAACCCAG
Molecule: messenger RNA, 578 nt
Organism: Geodia barretti
Lineage: Eukaryota; Metazoa; Porifera; Demospongiae; Tetractinellida; Geodiidae
Source: the annotation of a GenBank genome assembly